GAGAGUGAGCCGAGAGCAUCGUCCGUCCUGUCUACUCCCGGCGCUGCUCCGAAGGCCCGUCGAAAAAAAGCCUCUUGCUGGAUCUCGCUGCGCCGGAGAUGAUGCCGAGCAAAACGCCGCGCAAAGGCGCGCCGCGCAACCCCUCGCUGCGCAAACCCGCGCCCCCAGACUCGGAGGCGGUGCGGGAAUGCGCUUUGGAGCUACGCAGGAUAGGGGACAAGUGGAACCUCCGGCAGAAGAUCCUCAACCUGAUUUCAAAGCUUUUCUGCCCUGAAACGUGAGAAGAGAAAUCAAAGAAAAUUUCAGAAGACCCAACCUUUACUUGUGUGGAGUCGUAAAAAGAGACUUCCGUAAGACAGAGGAGGUGAAACGUUUCCUGUGCAUUUCUGCAGCCAGUUUCCUGUGGAGAAAAAAAGGCUCCUGUGAUAUGAUUUCUUCAGAAAAAUCAUAUCGUGAAAGUUUGCUUGCAAAUGGAAGGAACUGGAGAGGAGAGAACUGGAAUUUACUGUUUACCAGCCAUGUUGGACUGUGAUGGGCACUGGAAAAGGAAGGAAUCUGGGAGGGGUGCCCCAACCCAGAGUUCAACGUUCUGAUUUCCAUAGGUCUCGAAUUCAUUCACUCAGCUGUUAUACUGUAUUGAAAAUUUAUGGGAUUUCAUGCAUACCAACGAGCAGCAUUCCACCACCACCACUCCGCUCUAAACUCUGGACAGUGCAAAUCAGUUUAUCAGCUCUUUGUAAUUCCCAUUUCCUAGGAAUUGGAAUCCCAGGCUAAACUAAACUAGGGAAAGGAGUAUUUUGCUACUGUGUUUGUUACAGCGAAAUGAAUGUAAGCUGUUACAUACAAUCAUAGAAACGUAUAGUUCUAUAAUCAGCUAUGUAAUACAUUACGUUCAAAAAAUUUUUUUUAAAAAUGUAUUACACUGCAAUGCUAUCAAUUUGCAACGCUAAAGCGAGUAGAUUUGCAGUGCCAAUGUACCAAUAUAAGUCCUCCAGAUAGGACAUAGUAUGAUUACUUAUUUUUGUUGCAACUAUAAUGGAUUACUUUUGGGUUAUCAGCUGGAACCAAAUAUGUUCCAGUGAAUGUUCAAAGCAGGCAGGCAAGGCUGCUUGAAAGUACACCGGAGGGCUGUAAAACAGAAACCCUUCAAUAGAAGUUACAGUAUUCUUAAGAUGAGUUGUACAACUUUAGCUAGCAGUUAACAGAAUACAAUUUCCCAUUCAUAACAAAUGUGACAAAUUCCCUUACAGUGUUAGGCUUAAAUGGAGGAAGCUGUAGAAAGAAAGGAGCAAAUGAAGAGUUACAUUUCAGAGGGGAAAUAUGGCUGCUUUUUCUUUUUACACUAAGAAAACCAACCAUAUUAUUCAAAAUGUGUCAGGAAGAUGAAAUGUUACAGCUGCUUUUCAAAUGGGGGAGAGCUAACAAAGAGAAAUUUAACCCAAUCUAGAGAUGGAUGCGAUAUCAGGUGUGCCAGCAGGGAUUCCCAUUCAUUACAGUGGGAGAAGUUGAUUUGUGCAUUCAGAAAAAUCCUAGCUACCAGCAUGAAAAUGAACCCAAAAGGUUUUUAAGUCUGAAUGUGCUGUAGAUCUUCAAGGUACUAAUUGCCCAGUUUGGAGAUCUGACAUUAAACAAACUGCAGGAUUAAGUCUCCAACAUUUUUAUUUCACGUUCCACCUAGCAGGUUAAUGAAAUGCACUUGAGUCCUGGUUAGAAGGCACAUUACAACUAUAGCAUCCUCCUGCCAAAACAAGUGCACAUUCUUCAGUAAUUUUCUUAAGACACCAUAUUUCAAAGCCAGGAUAUUAGCUUUGAUCCCCCUUACCCCCGUCAGACUGCCUUCCAUAAAAGUGUAAACAGCUAAAAUAGUUGACCUCAAUGAAAAGCUGGCAAAUCUUUUUCUGUUAGUGAAGUGUCAUUUCAACAAAAUUUGAUUUUCUAAGAUUGCUUUCAUCUAGUACAUGUUGCCAGAUUCUGGCUGAGUUAAGUGUUCAGGCAAACAAAUAACUCUGGAAGUAUGAAGUGUCAUUUCAAACAUAUGGUAGAAGACUUUAUUUAUACUGUGUGUUGCUGUUGUUUGCAAUGGUGAAUCCCUCUCCCCUUUGUAUAAUGUUUUGAUGUUGGUGUAUUUCCCGGCUAUAUGUGUUUAUGUCAGAAAGAUUGUUUACAGCAAAAUAGCUUGUUCAAAGUGUUCAAGGGUCAUAUUCGCAAGCAACCUGGUUCAUGCUUCUUUGCAAGCAAGUUUCAUCCAUUGCCUUCCACAAUGGGCUUCUUGUUUUCAUUUCUACAAAUAUUUGUGCUGACAUUUGCUGAGUUAAUAAACCGGAUGUGUGUGUUGUUGUUGUUUUUUGUAAAAAUAAAUAAAUCAAUCCUUUGGAUUAUAAUUUCUGUGGAAUUUGAAUACAUAUACAUUAUGUCUCUUUUGCAGUUGACAAUAAAGCUGUAACAGCUGUAUUAUUGUUAUCUCUGUUGUUGUUGUUGUUGUUAUUUGCCUUCCCACAUAUAUGUCCCAACAUGGUGUACAAAAUAUAAUUAAAAACAGCUUUAAAACUCCAGUUAAAAAUAGUACAAAAAUAUCAGAUGAUGUAUUUAAAACACUGUAAAGUAGACAACCCUAUAGAUAAUUUUAAGGAGGGUGAAAGCAAAUUGCCAAUAUUCCAUCACAAUUUAGGGCAGAGGGGGCUGGAAUAGGAGGAGGGAGUUGCAGCGCUGGGUCUUUUUUUAUUUUUAGAGCUGGAGCAUGAUAGACCCUCCUUGCUCUGGCAAGUGAAUGAGGUGAUAACAAGGCUUUCAAGUUUUACUAUGGUUUGUUUCAGAAACAAACCAAAGUAAGUUCCAUCAUAUUGGUAAUUUUAGACUUUGAACU
Zootoca vivipara (common lizard) is the source of this 2863-nucleotide messenger RNA. RefSeq names its product phorbol-12-myristate-13-acetate-induced protein 1 (gene PMAIP1). Gene Ontology annotation, biological process: release of cytochrome c from mitochondria; positive regulation of apoptotic process; DNA damage response. Lineage: Eukaryota; Metazoa; Chordata; Lepidosauria; Squamata; Lacertidae. The record is from RefSeq and is a predicted model, not a curated record.